Messenger RNA from Sus scrofa (pig), 7108 nucleotides. RefSeq lists its product as uncharacterized. NCBI's taxonomy places the organism in Eukaryota, Metazoa, Chordata, Mammalia, Artiodactyla, Suidae. The record is from RefSeq and is a predicted model, not a curated record.
GGUAGGAGUGAAGGCAGGAAUGCAGGUUGAGGAGCACUGGAAGAGACCAUGGAAAGGAAGAGUCCACCACCCGGUCCAGCUGAAUUCCCUCACAAUAAGGAAGGAAUUUUGUUUGUUAAACUUGUAAACAUUUAAGCCCUAUUGACUCCUCCAAGAGGCCAUGCAGAGAGGGUGUAUAGUUGUGUUCCUGUGUUAAAGAAUGGAUUUAAAAGGCCUGUUUCCCUUUCCCACUGUAGUAGGUAAAUAGCCAUAUAACCCUCAACCAUUUUUAUCACAUUAUUGAUCACUUUCUCUACCUACAAGGCAAUAAUUUUCCACUCUGUAACCCAAUCAGUAUGCCAUCUACCACUGUUAAUUCCCCACCCUACCUUUCUCUUCACAUUCAUAGAUUUCAGAUUUUUUUUAAAAUUACAACUUCUUUUUAAAGUUUCAGACAAUGUAAGUCUGUGGUAUCUUACAAAGCUAUUAGUUUGGUUUCAGUGUUUUUAAAAAAACCAAGCUCUUGCUCUCAACUGUUAAAAGCCCAAGAGUUUAAAGAACUUGAGUCACAGUACACCUUAUUUGUCCCCUUGUGUCUGGAUACUGCAGCCCUAGGUGUUUUGUAUAAUGCAUGAGUGAACCCCGCUUAGAAAUAGAAAUGCAUUUUCAAUAAGUAUUUAUUAUGUUGUUCUGAGCAUACAGCUUUAAAUUUGCCUGCUGUAGCUUGAAGCAUUACACAAACUGUUGGUCUGCUGACUGCCUCUCUGGCAGCAACACACACAGAAAAUAGAUUGCUAAGGGUUUUUUCCUCUCCUCCCCCUCUCUUCUCUCUCUCUCCCUUCUCUCUCUUUUUUUAAACCAGUCGUGAACAUUUUUUAAUCUUGUGGUAUUUUUAAUCAACACGUAUUUCCUUCCAGGACCUAUGAUCCUCUAUUGAUUCCCAUUAAAAUGCUUUUCUUUUCUUUGCCCCCUCUGCUGAUCGAAUUUCAGAUCAGCCACAGGAUAUGCAGCUAACCUUCCGGCACUACUGAACCCAACCGAGCGAGGGUGAUCAAAAGGCUUGAUGCAUUCAUUAAACAUUCUCUCCGCCCGGGCUGGAGCUCUAAUGGAAGCUAUCUCUUUGCAUUGCAAUUUCUUUUCCUUUUUUGUCUUUCCCCCACCUCCAAAAAAUGUUUUUUGCCUUUGAUCGCAGGGGAGGUGGGGGGGCGGGGGGAGAACAGGAGAACAAAAGAGACCUAUCUUUUUCCCCGGGGCUGACGUCAGUUUGAUUUUACUGACAACUAUUCGAGCGUGUGUAGCAGUUGGAAGCGGCCCCUUGCCCGCCCCCGCCCCCCACACCUUCCACUUUAGGGAGAAAACAAGACUUUUAGCGGCUCCGAGACGCGCCCUGAAAAUGGCCCACUCGGGCUCAGCUUUAGAUGCCCUCCCGCCCGCUCAGCAAAGGGCAUUCGAGGCUUAUUUGUGUGGCACGAUCUUUACUGGGGCGGAAAACACGCGGCGGGGGAGGAGCGGGAACAGGCGCGGGCCGGGCGGGGAGAGCAGGAAUGUUCCCUCCCGGCCGCGGGAGGAGGACUCGGGCGGGGAAUUGCGUCCGAGGCCGCGCGGCCUCCGGCUCCCGUCGGCUGCGGGCGGGGCGGCAGCGCGAGGGCCCCCGGCGCGCGGAGCCGGGGCGCGGGGACCCGCCACCCCCGCAGGCGCGGCGCUGCCCCCACGCCCGGGCCGUGGCGGCCUCGGCGGCGCCAGCUCCCUGCCCGGCGAGCGCGGCGGCGGCGGGCGGCCCGCAAAACCCGGGCCGGAUCUGGCGCGGACGGGGUCGGGCGGCCGCGGAGGUGGGAGCGGCGCGGGAUGGCGGGAAGAGCCGGAGAAGCGGCGUCGGCUCCAAGGUGUGCGGCGCUGGGAGGCUUUUCUCCCGGAUCGCGCACGUGGCCUGUGGCCGAGGCGCAGGGGCUGAAGAUUCCUAGACAGUGGAUGCCAAGACUAGUUUUUCGAACUGGCCCAGCACUCCAGAGCAUACUGCAGGCGCUGAAUAAAUGUUUUCCUGAACAAGUUCCUAGCAGAGUUCCUAGUAAAGCGCUGUGAAGCAUAGAGGAACGAACGACUGGUUUUGACUAAGAAAGGGGCCAAAGAAGGCUUCUUGAAAGAGCAGCAUUUAAGCUGAACUCUGAAGAUCAAACCCAGAUGACAGGAAAGGCCCUUCCAUUGGAGAACAGCAGCAGCAUCGAGGGAUGUGCAGUGGGCGGGGAUGUGGUGGAUCUGAGCAGGGGAACUUGGGGCUGUAGAAAAGGAAGAAAGGCAGCUGCCUCGAAUUCAGGGGAACCGUGAGCACAAACGCUUCAUUUAUGGGAUCCAGAAUAGGGACAUGAACAUGUAAAAUAAGAUAAGGAGUACGGGUAUACAGAAAAAAAAGGAAGAGAAAGAAAGAGGAAAAGGAAGAAAAAGUCAAAAGAGAAGGAGAGCAGUUUAUAGGGGAACUUCAGGCAAACUACAUGAAAAGAAAAAGAAAUGACAAAGAAAACCCCUGACUUGAGACUGUAGGAACAAAAACAUUUUAAUAGCAUGUGAGGGUGGUCUUUAUGGAAGAGAGAGAGAAAAGAAGUAACAAUGAAACUAGUGUUUUGAUUAAAGAUCUUUGACCAUUAUAGUUUCUCAUUUGAGAAGGUGUGAACUGGAUAAGAAAAAUAGGAUAAGAUGUUAGACAUCACUAUUCAGAAAGAAAUGGAACUCAAAACAGCAAGAGACAGCGAUAGACUGGAAACAAGAUAAAUCUUUGCCAUUUAUCUUGCACAUCAUUAAGGAAUCUAACUAAAUUGUGACACAGUCAAUAGAAUAUAAUGCAGCCAUUAAAAAUGAAGUAUAAGUAUGGAAAAACAUGUUAUGUGAAGAAGCAAGUUAUAAGUCAGCACCUCUGGAAGGACCCAUCAAAAAUGUUAGUGGGGUUCCCUCUAGAUGUUUUGAUCAUUAGUGAUUUUUCACUUUCUCCAAACCUGUAAGUAGUGUCUGAAUCUUAACAAUGAGCAAUUAUUACCUUUUUCAUUAGAAAAUUAACACAUGAGUAACUACAGUUUUAACCUUUUUUAAAUGUUUAAAAUGUUAUGGCUUUUUUCUUGUGAAAGUGAAGUGAUCCGUGGCUCAGAAAGUCCUCAUGGCAGUCUCCUGAGUCAGGCUGACCUGAAGGCUGCACAGGGCACCCUAUUUCCUUGUGCCAUCUGAUUCAAGCUACUUCAGGACCUUUCUGGGCCUCAAAGAACUUCAUCUGUGAAGUGAAGAUAAUAAUACUGUCUCCCUCAGGUUGUCCUGAGGACUGGAAACCACAUCUUUAAAGCUCCUAGCACUGUGCCCAGCCCCAGGAGGUGCUCAGCAAGUAGAGACAUUCAUGAGAAGGUCAGAGCACAUGCUUUAGAAAAUAUUUUUCCUCUCAGAUGCCCACUCUGCCUGCAGAUAUAACUCCUCUCCCUUCCAGAUGGUAAGACUGUCCUUCCUUGUCCAUUUGAAGUUAGGAGUGGCCAUGUGACAGACUCUGGCCAACAAAAUGAACAGAAGGAACAUGUGUCACCAGUGAGGGAGCCUCUGCCAUGUUCUCUUCUCCAUCUGCCACGACAACCAGCAAAUCCCGAGGAAGGGCUGCUCUAGCUGCCCAAAUCCCAGAGUGAAGAGAAGCAGAGCCUCCUGCCCCCUCCAUAGACAUGGAAUGUGAGUGAGGAUAAAUCUUUCUCGUUGUAAGCACCUCAGGUUUGGGGGUUGUUUGUCACAAAGCCUAACUAACUCACGCUGACUGACACAGCCACUGACUUGUUUUGUGACCUUGGGAAAAUUAUUUAACUUCUCUAGGUUUCCAUUUCUUCUUCUGUAAAAUGUAGAUGUGAAUAUUCCCACACCAUAGGUUGGUGGAGAAAACGAGUUAAUGUGUAAAGCGCUUGGCCCCUCUGUCUGGCCUCUGGGAAGUACACAGGAAACGAUAGGGAUUAUUGUAAUCUCAACAGGAGGGCUUAGCAUCCGCAUCUAUGAAAUAGGAGCAGGCAGCAAUACCAAGGCGGUCCAUUGUUGCUUGCACGUUGUCUUUCUACCAUUGGAUAAGCUUAUAUGGCAUCCAUACAAGUAAAGGUGCAUACACAUGAGUAAGAGAUAGCAGAGUCACUGCAGGUAAGAAAACUCACUCAAUUGUUAUUGAUAAUCGCCUUUACAUCCCUGGAAGAAAUACCAAAUGAUAAGUCCUAGUAGUGUUAGCAGCCACAUGGCCACUACGUCAUGUCUCUCCCAGGACAGCCAAGAUGUCCUUUGGAGGUUAAGAACAGCGAAAGGUUCCAGUGACCCUCAGGGUCACAGAUAGAGGGGCACUCGUGUGAAUGUGAUUAAGGGAUGACUAUAGGCUAGUGACCCCCCAUUUCUUCUAGUAUGAGACCAGUUUCUUACCCUCUCAGAGUCUUAAAAACACAGUGUUCUCUAAUAUAAGAGAGAAAAUAAGAGGGUUGUGUUUCUGGAUUGUUCUAAUGCUCUGCGUGCCCCAGCUCAGAUUGGGGAGUGAGAAGAGCCUGUGGCCGUAGAAAAGUAUUGCUUCUCAGAGCAUAGAACUGCUUUGUUUCUGUUGCUACAUAAUCAGGAAGGCUCACAAUUCUGACAGAAAAUGAACAGCCCUCGGAGGAUGUUUGGGCACGAGGCCAGACACCUCACAGGAUCCAGAAGGAAUUUGAAGAGUGGCUCUUCUCCCCACUGGGGCUCAGCAAGGGGUCUGGUAGCACCUUCCCAAUUGGAAAGGGAUGUAAACCCAGUGAAAUCCUCAGGCAAGGCGCAAUGGAGCCUCUAUUACCUGGAUUUCAGUUACUCAAGGCUAAUGCUAAAUGAGGCACUCAGGAAACCUCUUCACUCCCUCUAAGAAAGAGCAGCGAGUGACAGUAAGAGUAAUCAGUAAUGAAGAGUCCCCGCUUGACGUUUGCAGGGUGCUUUAUAGUCAACCAAGUGCUUCCCCAUGCCUUUACUCAUCCCAUCCUUACAAUGGAAGGAUCUCCAAACAAUAGGACACCAGCGUUGCCCCUGUUGUACCUCUCCUUGACCAACUGAAAAGCGUCGCCUCUUUCUAGACGUUCAGUAUUCCACUAAAGCAGAAGGCAUGGCAGAAGUGGAGGCAAGACAGGGAGUUCAUUCUGGGACUUGGCAGCCCAUCUGAAAAGAUCGUCAAGCAGGCGGCACAGGAUUUAACUAUAAUACAGGCGUGCAAUUUCUAUUUCCAUCACAAUCGACGAGGAAGCCACCUGUCCAUUUCCAAAGCCCUUACACUGGUCCAUGAAUUAAUGACCAAACCCUUGGAUUGCUUACCGCCUCCUAGUUCUGCCCAUGCCCUCCCAUCCUCCAUAUUGACUCCCAGCUGAUCUUCCUAAACAUCAUUUUCAACAUGCCACUUGGUCACGCAAAAAUCUCUAGCACCUAAGUACAAGCUCCUGGGCCCAUAACUUCAGGUCCUCUGUAGGCUGGGCCCACCAAGUCAGUAGUUUAGUCAGAAGUCCAUUCCCAAGUCGCUCCCACCCUGGCUAGAAUGUCCUUCCUUCUCCUUGCUACAAGUCAAAAUUCUGCACACAGGGCCAGCAGAUGUCAUAUCCUCCAUUAAAAUGUCAUCAACACCUCCAGCUGACAGAAGUUUUUCCACAUUUCUGAAUUUCAGUAGGUUUUCUACGGUUAAGCCCAGUCAUCUUCAAAGUAGGUACACUUACUCCUCUGAGGCUGAGGAAGGCUUUCCAAAGGAGCCUGCAGACAAGAAUAUUUUGAAGGAAAGCAGCAUAAAUGUCUUCAAAUGCAAUACGUUUUUUGUUAAAUACCCCUGCCUCCCUUUGCGCAAUGGCUCUUCCCUCACUUUACGAGAGAACGGCACCCCUUUCACUCUUGCCAAUCUUCCUAGGAUGCAUUGCCCUGAAGUUUAAAAAACCCUCCUGGGCACCAAAUAAAGGAAAAGUUGAAAAUAUUGGUGGUGGCAUAAGUAUAGGGUCAGUGAAUGGCUCUAGGAACUGUGUAUCAGUUUGCUAGCAUUGCUGUAACAAAGUACCCCAAACCAGUGCUUCAGCAACAGAGGUGCAGUGCUUUGCAGUUCUAAUCCCGGUGUGGGCAGGGUUCCUUCCUUCUGAAGGCUGUGAGGGAAGGUUCUAUUCCAGGCCUUUCUACUUGGCUAGUGGACAGCCAGCUUCUCCCAGUGUCUUGAUAUCCUCCGCUCUCUGUGCUAUCUGUCCAUGUCCACAUUUCCCUUUUAUAAGGACACCAGUCAUAGUGGAUUAGGGUCCACUCUAAUAACCUCAUCUUAACUAGUUAUAUCUGCCACAACAUUAUUUCCAAACGAGGUCACAUUUGGAGGUGGCAUUGUUUAGGACUUCAACAUAAUGAAUUUUGGUGGAUAUACAACUCAACUUAUAACCCAUUAGAUAAAUCCUUUGGAAAUCAGGUGGUUUUCAAUACUCUGCUUUCAACAAGACUGAAGGAAAAAAUAGUGAAGUUGUCAGAUCAUUAAAACUAUCAUUUGAUUCGGGGCAAAGAAGUCAGAAGGCGUUUCAAAGAUUUUGAAGACAUUUUUAUAAUAAAACUCUUUCCAUUCCCAUCUCUUUCUUUUUACGAACAAGAUUUUGCAUCUCUAAAAAAAUGAAAAAUAGAAAAGGAAUGGAUGCUAAACACUGUCAUUCUAACAAUAAGUAGUAUUUAUCUAUACUACAUAUUGUGUUUGAAUAAAGAUAGUAUCAUCCAUCUUAUUAAGAAAUGAGAAUAUCCAAUAAAACUUUACUUUUAUGUUAACAUUUAUCAAAGUGUUCUAUUCAUUUAAAUUGUUUUGAUCAAUUGUGCAAUACUAAUAAUUGUAAUGGUAACUCAAUCCAGAAAUUACUUAGACCCUAUGGUCACAGGAAUUUUAAAGUGUAUAUACAUUUUAACUUUUAUACAAAUGUUCGAUAGAUAAAAGUAUGAUGGACUACUCAGUAAAAGAGGUGCAAGCAUAAAUAUGUUACAUUAGCAUAAAAUUUUGAAGGAAAAGUAGAAUGGAAAUAAAAUUUCAAAGAGAAAACAAAACGAUAUAAUUUUUGCUUGGUAAAGAUGAGCUUGUUUGUUGAUAAAUUCAUUUGAGUAAUAAAAAAAAGAUGAGCUUGUUUGUGUAUUUCUGAAA